Messenger RNA from Marmota flaviventris (yellow-bellied marmot), 1050 nucleotides. NCBI's taxonomy places the organism in Eukaryota, Metazoa, Chordata, Mammalia, Rodentia, Sciuridae. The record is from RefSeq and is a predicted model, not a curated record.
CUGUCCAUCCAGGGGUGCCAUCAUGGCGGACGUGGCCAGUCAGGUGCUCCUGGGCUCUGGUCUCACCAUCCUGUCUCAGCCGCUCACAUAUGUGAAAGUGCUCGUCCAAGUGGGAUAUAAGCCUCUUGCCCCAACAAUAGGACGAAAUAUUCUUGGGUGGCAAGUAUGUCAGCUUCCUGGUCUCUCUUGUUAUGCUCAGCACAUUGCAAGCAUGGAUGGGAGGCAUGGGUUGUUCACAGGCUCAACUCCAAGACUGUGUUCAGGAGUCCUUGGAACUGUUGUCCUUGGUAAAGUUUUACUGCAUUACCAGGAAUUCGACAAGGUUGAGGAAUUAGGACCUGCAAAUGUUCAAAAAGAAAGCUCAUCUUCCUUUGACCAAGUUAUCAAAGCGACAACUCAAAAGAUGAUCACUCCUUCUGCUGCUACUCUCAUCACACAUCCCUUCCACGUGAUCACUCUGAGAUCUAUGGUACAGUUCAUUGGCAGAGAUUCCAAGUACUGUGGACUUUGUGACUCCAUAGUAGCCAUCUAUCGGGAAGAGGGCAUUCUAGGAUUUUUUGCGGGUCUAAUUCCUCACCUCCUAGGUGACAUCAUUUCUUUGUGGCUCUGUAACUCACUGGCCUACCUCAUCAAUACCUAUGCACUGGACAUCGAGGUUUCCACUAUGAAUGAAAUGGAAAGUUACUCCCAAACUGUCACAGGAUUUUUUGCCAGUAUGUUGACGUAUCCCUUUGUGCUUGUAUCUAAUCUUAUGGCUAUCAACUGCUGUGGGCUUGCUGGUGGAUGCCCUCCUUAUUCCCCAAUGUAUAGUUCUUGAAUAGAUUGCUGGUGCACGCUACAGAAAGAGGGAAAUAUGAGCCCAGGAAAUAGCUUGUUUUUCCCGAAGGUCCCCUUUGGGAAGACUUAUUGUUGUGACCUGAGAAUGUUAAUUUGAAGAUGUGGGACAGGGACAGUGAGAUUUCUAUAGUCCCAGACGCACAGAAUUUUGGGAGAAAAAUAUUGAUUUCUAUACAGUUGGCAUGCUUUUUUAAUAAUCAUUUAAUCUUGGAA